AUGCAAAAUUAAGAGGCAAUAUAGAUAGACACUACUACUAAUUAGCAAUAAGAGCCUAUUCCAACUGAACCUUAGUCAUAAGAUACUAGAUUAGUUGGGGAGACUGGUCUUGGAUUCGUCAAGAGAGAUUAAGGCGUCAAAAAUGAGGAAGAAUUAGGACUUCUAAAGUUUAUGGUAGUCAAAAAUGAUAAAACUCUGGAAAAUAUGAGGCACCUGAUCGAUCUGAAGAACAUUAUAGCUAAAUAGCUUCCGAAAAUGCCCAGAAACUACAUAGUAAAAUUGAUAAUGGACAGACAGCACGAGGCAAUGAUUAUUGUGAGAUACCCUUAAGGAAAGAGACCACAAAUUAUAGGCGGGUGUGUCUUUAGACCAUUUAAAUCUCAGAGAUUCGCUGAAAUCGUCUUUCUCGCUAUUACGACCUCUGAGUAAGUGAGAGGAUUUGGAACUCGACUUAUGAACAGACUGAAAGCUCAUGCCUAAAAGGAGGGAAUCUAGUACUUCUUGACUUACGCUGAUAAUCUGGCGAUUGAGUUUUUCAAGAAAUAAGGUUUCAAUCAGAAAGGCCAAAUGCAUGAAGCUAGAUGGAAAGGCUACAUUAAGGAUUACAGUGGUAGUACUAUGAUGCAAUGCUAAAUUCACAGUGACAUCAGUUACGUUGAUUUAUCAGAUGAUCUCAAAAAGCAAAGAGAUAAAAUACUAGAUGAAAUAAACAGAAUCAUAUUUUUACAAAGAAAUGAAGGUUUGAGAUUUGACUAAGGAAAAGCUCAUUAUGAGUUUGAUGAAAUAUUUGGGCUUAAAGAAGCUGGGUGGACUCAGAAAGCUUAUGAACUUGCCAAGGCUGCUGAGGAAAGGACCUUUCAGGAACAGUGUCAGAAGAUCCUUAAGAUAUUAUGGGAUCAUGAAAAUUCUAGGGUCUUCAGAAAGCCUGUUGAUGCAAAGAAAGUAACUGAUUAUUAUUAGUUUAUCAAGGAGCCAAUGGAUUUGGAAAGAAUAUAAAAGAACUUGAAUGACAAUCAGUAUCAUACAGCCGAAUAGUUUAAGAAAGAUUUGAUCAAAAUUUUUGAUAAUGCUAGAACAUACAACACUUCUGAGACUAUCUACUAUAAGUAUGCUGAUUAGCUUCAAAACUUGGUAAAGCCUAUGCUCGACAGAAUGAAGGACAAUGCUACAAUUGAGAAAGAUCUCAAACUUUUGAAUUAGAUCCCCAAGGAGGCAAAUUAGGUAGGAGACAUAGAUGAUAUGGAAUUUGAGGAUAACCCUGAAAAUCAGAUGUCAGCUGAUAAAAUCAAGAAUAGCAUUAGUGAAAGCAAAAGUAACAAAAAGAGGAAGAGAUGA
Messenger RNA from Stylonychia lemnae, 1335 nucleotides. The record is from the annotation of a GenBank genome assembly. Lineage: Eukaryota; Ciliophora; Spirotrichea; Sporadotrichida; Oxytrichidae.